Eremothecium cymbalariae DBVPG#7215 is the source of this 1362-nucleotide messenger RNA. It is a transcript of the gene SWT1, whose product is annotated as mRNA-processing endoribonuclease. Gene Ontology annotation, cellular component: nucleus. NCBI's taxonomy places the organism in Eukaryota, Fungi, Ascomycota, Saccharomycetes, Saccharomycetales, Saccharomycetaceae. The record is from RefSeq and is a predicted model, not a curated record. The coding region runs from base 1 to 1362 and encodes 453 amino acids. The transcript has a single exon.
AUGGUUUCACAUUCAAUCCAGUCAAUUCACUCGGAGGGAUCGAGUGAUGGACAAGGGCGUAUAAAGAAACAGAAACAUGAAGGUACCACUAAGGAUAAGAUGGAAGGCCACAAAUCCAAUAAACAAAUCCACGGAAAGUUUAUUAUUACCUUGGGAGCCAAGAAGAAGAAUAAAUAUAGUCUUUCAGAUUUAGAUAAUGCAAUAGAGGCUUCUACGACUACUGAUGAUGAUGGUGAUGUUCCAAUGCUCGAUGUGGACGAUGAGAAUGAGAUUGAAAUGAUAUCUGAUUAUGUACUGAAUCAUCGUAACCAUUCUGUAGCUCUAGAUAAUUCUUUUGCUGGUUUAAGUCGAGAUGAAAGCCGAAUGAAUAGUGGGAAUUUACUCUCUAGUGAACACAUUACGAUUUUUGUUGUGGAUACCAACUUUAUUUUGUCUCAUCUGUAUACGCUUGAGGUACUACGGGGAUUGGCUGGGGAAUAUAAUCAUAAGAUUUUGAUACCCAACACAGUGAUUCAGGAAUUAGAUGGGUUGAAGCAAUUUGAUAAGACGAAGUCAAUUGAACCAAAUGGGCCUGGACAUAGUACGGAUUCGAUCAGUUUGUUGGCUCGCCGGGCAAAUGAUUGGAUCUAUAAGAAUUUAGCCAAUUUAGAUUCUUGUGUUAUAGGGCAGAAAUUAAGACAACGGAUAGAUCACAAUAGUGUAAAGGAUGAUGCAAUUUUAGACUGUUGCAUGUAUUUUAAAGAAAUAAUGAAGAAGCUAGUGAUUCUCCUGUCAAAUGACAAAAAUCUUUGUAUGAAGGCGCUUGCGGAACACAUUUUGACUGUUUCGUACCGUAAGGAUAUGACUGCAGAAUUAAUCGCGUCAAAAUCUUCCUCAGAGAAUUACAACUGGUAUCAUAAUGCAAUUGCACCAAGUGACGAAGAUGAGAUAAUGGAGCAUAAUAGUAUUGUACUUGAUGAAACUGUUUCUAAUGAUCCUCAAGAUGCACAAACUUUGUUUUCGACUAUUGAACGAAUGAUUAUUUCAGCCAUAGAUCAUACCAUGCAAGAAGAAUAUGGGCUGGACUUAGAACUUGUCGGAUACAGAAAACGCAACAUAACUUCGUUGGUUAAAGCCAUAAAGUGCUUCCAAAAAUUUUGGAUAUCUGUAUUUUCAGAAUACUUCAAGCAUACACCCAUAUCACAGAACACAUGGAACUCUUUACCGCAAGAAUUACUGCAACCUGCUACAGACCAGAAAUCAUUAGACCAAUUGAUUGACUUUUGGGGGUUUGUAUUGCAAAGGCUAUACAUUAAAAGGGAAGAAACCGACAGGGAAACGCUCAAGAAGAUUAUUGAGAGCUGGCCUAGUUUAUCCAUAUAA